Molecule: messenger RNA, 7757 nt
Organism: Cavia porcellus (domestic guinea pig)
Lineage: Eukaryota; Metazoa; Chordata; Mammalia; Rodentia; Caviidae
Gene: Fam135a
Product: family with sequence similarity 135 member A
Exons: 22
Coding region: 367-4707 (1446 amino acids)
Source: RefSeq, a predicted model, not a curated record
CGAGCCGGCUGCGCGGCGGCCGUGGUUGCGAUGUGAGUGGGGCCGGGGCGGGAUGGUGCUGACCUGGACAGGGUCGUCUUCUUACAGCUGGACCGCGAGCUCUUCAGUCCGCCGGACUGGGGGCGAGGCGGCGCCGCUAGAGAGGGUUGAAAAGCAACUGGAUUAUGUAUUUCAUUUUGGAAUCUCAAAGCAGUUGGCAAAGAGUAAAUUCUUCCUUACACUGUCAUCAUCAGGGGGAACAAUAUAUUUUUAACAACAAGAAUCAAUAACUGGAAGUACAAGAUUUGGUUAUUUAGUAAUGUUAAAAUGAAGUUUUAAUCAGCAGAGGUGCUGUUACCAGAUUUGCCUUCUGGGUGUUAAUUAAAAAUGACUGAAGUUCAAGCAAUGGUAGAAUUCUCUGUGGAGCUAAACAAGUUCUACAAUGUGGAUUUAUUCCAGAGAGGGUUUUACCAGAUUCGUGCAUCUAUGAAAAUUCCACCAAGAAUUCCCCAUAGAGUAGAAGCCAGUUUGUUGCAUGCAACAGGUAUAACUUUGGCCUUUCCAGCUUCAGUUCAUGAUUCUUUCAUUUGCAGUAAAACAUUUCAAAUUCUGUACAAAAAUGAAGAGGUUGUUUUAAAUGAUGUUAUGAUCUUCAAAGUUAAAAUGUUGUUGGAUGAAAAAAAGAUUGAAGAAACUCUUGAGGAAAUGAGUUUUCUAUUAUCCUUGGAUCUGCACUUCACAGAUGGUGAUUAUUCGACAGAUGAUCUGAACGCCUUGCAACUAAUAAGUAGCCGAACACUGAAGCUGCACUUCAGCCUCUAUAGAGGACUUCAUCAUCAUGUUAAUGUCAUGUUUGAUUAUUUCCACCUUUCUGUUGUGUCUGUUACUGUCCAUGCAUCAUUGGUUGCACUACACCAGCCACUAAUAAGCUUUCCUCGCCCUGUGAAGACUACUUGGUUAAACCGAAAUGCACCAGCACAAAACAAAGAUUCUGUGAUUCCUACUCUUGAAAGUGUGGUCUUUGGUAUCAACUAUACAAAACAGUUAUCACCAGAUGGUUGCAGUUUCAUCAUUGCUGACUCCUUCCUGCAUCAUGCCUACCGUUUCCAUUACAGCCUUUGUGCCAUUUUGCUGCUAGCCUUCAAGGGAUUGCACAGCUACUUCAUUACGGUAACAGAAGAGAUUCCCUCUUGUCAGAAACUAGAACUGGCCAAAGCCAACAUGCAGGUCCUAUAUGAACGCCUUCUCAGAAGAAAACAGCCAGGAACCCAGAAAGACUUCUGUGUAGAAGAAAUGGAUGUAGAAGCUCGACUUACUGAACUAUGUGAAGAAGUUAAGAAAAUAGAAAAUCCUGAUGAACUGGCAGAACUUAUAAAUAUGAAUCUUGCACAGCUCUGCUCACUUCUGAUGGCUUUAUGGGGGCAGUUUCUAGAAGUUAUAACAUUACAUGAAGAACUCAGAAUAUUAUUAGCACAGGAACACCAUACUUUAAGGGUUCGCAGAUUUUCUGAGGCAUUCUUUUGUUUUGAACAUCCAAGAGAAGCCGCCAUUGCCUAUCAAGAACUUCAUGCUCAGAGUCAUCUACAGAUGUGCACCGCUAUCAAAAAUACUUCCUUCUGCAGUUCUCUUCCACCCCUACCUAUUGAAUGUAGUGAAUUAGAUGGAGAUCUCAAUUCAUUACCUAUAAUCUUUGAAGAUAGGUAUUUAGAUUCAGUUAUUGAAGACUUAGAUGCACCCUGGAUGGGAAUUCAGAGUCUUCAGAAGUCAGAGUCCAGUAGAAUGGAUAAAUAUGAGAAUGAAGAAAGCUCUGUAGCAGGACUUUCUAGCCCAGAGUUGAAGGUCAAACCUGCUGGUGCCUCCAGUAUUUGGUACACAGAAGGUGAAAAGCAGCUAACAAAACCUCCAAAAGGAAAGAAUGAAGAAUCAAAUAAAUCCAAGGUUAAGGUUGCUAAGCUCAUGAAAACAAUGAAACCCGAAAACCCCAAAAAAUUAAUAAAACAGAACUCUAAGGAUUCUGUGAUUUUAGUAGGCUACAAAUGUUUGAAAAGUACAGCAUCAAAUGACCUCACUAAAUGCUUUGAAGGCAAUCCUUUGCAUAGUCAGAAGGAUGGUCUGGAUCCCACAAUGUGUGGAUAUAAUUUUGACCCAAAGUCCUGCAUCAGACAGACAAGUCAAAAUGAAGCUAGCUAUUUGCCAACUAAUACAGAGAGAACUGAACAAAAGUCUCCAGAUAUUGAAAAUAUACAGCCAAACCAGUUUAAUCCUUUGAACUCUGGCAGCCUAAAUCUUUGUGCAAAUUUGUCCAUUUCAGGUAAACUUGAUAUCUCCCAGGACGAUAGUGAAAAUACACACCUGGAUCACAAUAUGGCAUGCAGAAGUUCAUCAGAUGAUUGCCAUGAACAUCAGACAGCCCCAUCUUCGGGAGUUAAAACGAUUGAAAUAAACCCCUGUAAUAACAGUCCUCUCAGUGGAGAAAUAAUCACUGUUCAAAGAGGGCCAUGGGCUGAGCUUCGACAAGAUGCAAUGUUUGUGGACAAUUUACUACCCAGCUUUGAGUCUUUAGACUCUAAUGGUAAAUUUAAAUCUGUAGAAACAACAGUUGAAAAGGAAACUUUGCAAGAAGCAAAGUGUCGUUUUGUUGGAGAAUCACUAGCAAAAUUAAGAAGUAAUCCAUCUGCUCCUUCUACAAAAGAAUAUCAUGUUGUAGUAAGUGGAGAUACAAUUAAGUUACCAGACACUAAUAGCACCUAUGCCUCAUCUAGAUUUUCAGAUUCGGGUGUCGAAAGUGAACCAAGUUCUUUUGCAACACAUCCAAACCUUGAUAUAGUCUUGGAAGCCACACAAGAACAAGGUCCUUUCAAUAAUGAAAGAUUACUUCCUCAGCUUUUGAUGAAACCUGAUUGUAACGUAAAGUUUUCUUUAGGAAGCCAUUGCACUGAGAGUACCAGUGCUUUAAGUGAAAUACAGUCAUCUUUAACAUCUAUAAACUCUCUACCUUCUGAUGAUGAACUGUCACCUGAUGAAAAUUCUAAGAAGUGUGUUGUACCUGAAUGUCAUCUAAGCGAUAGCAAAACUGUAUUAAAUCUAGGAACAGUUGAUUUGCCAAAAUGUGAUGAGACAAAGAAGUCAAGCAUUAUUUUGCAACAGCAGAGUGUUGUGUUUUCAGAACAUUUGGACAGUGAAACUUUAGCAAUACAUUCCUUAAAUUCAAGCACUAAGGACCCUUUGCAACUUGUUUUUUUAGAUAAAGAUACUUCCAGUGAUGUGGAAAGUAGUUGCAGCUCCAAACCUAAAUUUGACACUACAUAUAAAGGCCCUCAGAGUCCUGAUAAAUCUAAUAACUCUGCAAGAACAGCAAUGUUAAAUCCAAAACUGAUUUGUUUAGGCACUUCGUGUGUUGUUUCAGGUUCUGUUUCUACUAAUGCAGAGGGUAGUAAAGAUGGAACUGUGGAAGGAAAAAACAGUGAUCCAUUACAUCUCAGGGAGCUCUAUUUAGAAGCUCCUACAGUUCAAAGUGAAAUUCAUGUGGAUACAAGUGACCCUUUUUCACCCAGUACUGAUCUGGUGAAGCAAGGGCUUGUGGAAAACUACUUUGGUUCUCAGAACAUUACAGAUAUUUCUGGCACAUGUAAUGUUAGCUGUGACAAUUCAGUUAUCUCUCAAAAGGAAACUUGUCAAAAAGGAAUUAGUAACCUUCAGCAGGAACAAGGUAAUGAGGAUGAAGAGGAUGAACAGGAUCAACGAAUGGUUCAAAAUGGGUAUUAUGAAGAAACAGAUUGUCCAGCUUUGGAUGAAACAAUAAAUGCUCCCUAUACCAGCAGAGAUCCACUAGCAGAAGAAAGACUUAUAAAGUCAGAGAAAUUAAAGAGUGACUAUUUGAGAGAUGGUAUGAAUAUGCCUAUUGUUUGUACUUCUGGGUGUUUAUCGUUCCCAUCUGCACCACGAGAGUCUCCUUGUAGUAUUAAAUAUUCUUCUAAAAGUAAAUUUGAUGCCAUUACAAAGCAGCCAAGCAGCAUUUCUCACAACUUUACUUCUUCAAUUUCGUGGUAUGAGAAUUCGCCAAAACCUCAAAUACAAGCCUUUCUUCAGGCAAAAGAAGAACUGAAGCAACUCAAGCUCCCCGGGUUUAUGUACAGUGACGUUCCUCUGCUGGCGUCCUCGGUGCCAUAUUUCAGCAUGGAGGAAGAGGACGUCUCUGAAGACGGAGUGCAUCUCAUCGUCUGCGUGCAUGGCUUAGAUGGUAACAGUGCAGACCUCCGAUUAGUAAAAACUUACAUUGAACUUGGACUGCCUGGAGGAAGAAUUGAUUUUCUUAUGUCUGAGAGAAAUCAGAAUGAUACUUUUGCUGACUUUGAUAGCAUGACGGAUCGCCUUUUGGAUGAGAUAAUACAGUAUAUUCAGAUAUAUAGUUUGACGGUGUCAAAAAUAAGCUUUAUUGGACAUUCAUUGGGCAAUUUAAUAAUCCGUUCUGUGCUUACGAGGCCGAGAUUUAAAUAUUACCUCAGCAGACUUCAUACCUUUCUGUCUCUUUCUGGACCUCACCUUGGUACACUCUACAAUAGCAGUACUCUUGUUAAUACAGGUCUCUGGUUUAUGCAGAAAUGGAAAAAAUCAGGUUCCCUUUUGCAACUGACAUGUCGAGAUCACUCAGACCCUCGCCAAACGUUUUUAUAUAAGCUUAGUAAUAAAGCAGGUGUCCCCUUCUAUCCAGUCUCAUUUCCUCAUUAAACAAAAUGAUCUCCUAAAAAUUUAAUCAGAGAAUACCGGGCAUGUUUGGAAUCUUGCAUGUUAUUCUGUGGCAUUCACAACAGAGUUCAUAUUCCAAGCACAGAUUCUGGAUCCUGAUGGCUUGCUGUGUUUCUUCAUCUUGCCGUGCAGUCUUAUCUAUAUUCAUGCUACCAUAACCUAAAACUCCUUUACCAUAACCUAAAACUACUUUAACCUGUGUGUUUUCUGCCCCUGUUCCUACUCAUGUAUUUAUCCUUUUUUGAAUUAAUGUUCUUUGUGUCCUAAAAUUAAACUGAAAUACCACGUUUUAUCAAAACAGUUUCUUGAUUUAUAAGUUUCUUAUUUACUGUUGGUUCACUCUCAGGUAUCCCAUAUAUACCUUUAUAUUCCAAACCUAUAUUUCUGAGACUAACCUCAGUAGUGAAUUUUAGUCCUCAUUUGCCUGCUAGAUAGGUGUCUCUUUACAUCACAAACUAAUAUGUUUAAAGCUGAAUCUAUAAUCUUCUUUUGCUAGCUGUUUUUUUUUAGUAAGUGAUCCCAGUACAUAAUGAUUAUUUUUAUUAUGCCGAGUUUAUAACAUGUACGUAACCUGAAGUCGUUUUUGUCCACUUCCCCUUCGUUGUCAAUCAUUUAUAUUUCUUAACCUCCUUUCCUUAAGUAGGAUCUGUUGUGACACUUUUUUUCCCAUUCCUCCCAUACCUAUUUAAUAUUUAAUAUAGUUCUUCCUAGUAGACUUUCAGUACAUGCCCAUUGCGCUGAUGAAUAAAUCAAUGAAUUAUCUUACAGUAUUUUUUUCAGUACCUGAAAGCAAUUCAGAUAUCACAUAGUAAGAUAGAUCAAAUCAAAUGCAAUGUAUAUAUAAUUCUCAUAUGAGAGAAACUUCAGACUUUAGCUAGAACCAUUGUGUGUAGCUUAGCAUUAAGCUGCUGACAGUUUAGGAUAUAGGUAAAAUGACCAAGUUGAAGCUAAACAUCCCCUUUUAGGCAAAGUAUGCCUUUUCAGGCUCCUGUAGUCCCAGGUACUGGGAAGCUGAAGGUGGGAUAAUCACCUGAGUCCAAUAUUUCCAGAAAAACCUGUGUAACAAGAAUCUAUCUCCAGUAUUUAAUUAUAUAUCAAUAUAAGGAAAGGUAGCAGCAGACACAUGUAGCACAUUAUUAAAUAUAGCUUCUUUAACUUUCAGGGGUAGAAACACUGCCUGAACUGUGCAAAGAGGACUCUGAAACACAAUGAGGUUGUGUGGCUUGUCUGAGAUCAUAUAGUAGUAAGUCAUCAUGCAGCUAGUCAGCCAACAGUGUUGUCAUGAUGAGCUAAUUACGUAUUUUCAAAAACUUUAGAAGCUACUUCUAAUUUCAGUUUUAAACACCAAGAGUUUUUUAUCAAGUGAUUUUAAAGUUUUAGUACUUACAAGGGUUGAAGGAAGUCUUUUGAACAAUGAUUUUUUUCCCUUUUUUAUGUUUUGUUUUUUGUCUCGUCAAUUGUGAGAAAUAGUUUCUAAACUAGUACAGGAAAUACACAUAAAAUAUAUAGGUUCACACCAGCAACGUAAGUAAGUAAACAGAACAGAGGAAAAGAGCACAUAAUCAAAUUUACAUAACAGAUACUCUUUUUAAGCAUUUUAAAAUAAUCAGAAGCAGUCACUUAUGUUUUAUUCUUCUAAAGCUAUACCAGGCAGGGUGAUACAUACCUGUGAUCCAGUGUUCAGGAAACUGAGGCAGGAGGAUUACCAUGAGUUCCAAGACCAGCCUGAACUACAUAAUAAAUUCAAGGGAGCCUAACUACAUAGGAAGACCCUAUCUCAAAAACAAGUAAAAAAAAUCUACAUCGUUGUGGUUGCCCUUUUUUGAUCAGUACUUCCAUUUCUUCUGAACAACUAAUUUGCCAUUCUCUUGGAAAACCUUAAAUUACCUGUCUCAAUCAAAAUUCAACCUUUUUCCUUCUUCCCUUUUUCAUGUAAGAAAAGCCCCCAGCUGUGACCCUGCCUUUUGAAAGUCUUUUUUUCUGCAAGUUUAUAGCUUUCCUUGAUUGAAGUUAUUUGUUAUUAUUAAAUGAAAACAUUUUUAAAACUUAAAAUAAUUUGCAAGAUUUCUAAAAUAAAUAGUUUUUUAUUAAAAUAUGUAUUUUUUACAUAUGAUGAUUGCUUUUUUUCUAUUUUUAUAUUUAUACAUGGUGGAUCUAGUAAAGAAUCACAGAAAUGUUAUUUUUUAAAGGAAAAUACGUUUUUGAUUAAGGUAUUAUAAACAUGAAGCAAAUUUUUAAAACAAUUUUGAGGGAUACUAGGGAUUCAACCCAGAAUGCUACACUUGCUAGACAAGUGCUGUGCAACUGGACAACACUUUUAGAUUUUUUUUUUUUUUUUUUUUUUGAGACGGGGUCUUAUUAAGUUGCCCAGGCUGGCCUGAAAUUUGUGAUUGUCCUGCCUGCCAUUCCCAAGUAGCUGGAAUUACAGACAUGCAUCACUGAACCUUGCUUAUAGCAAACUGUCACACACAGAGACACAUUCUGCAAACUGCUGUGUGUGUGUAUCUCUAACAAUAUACUGUUAGUAGAUGUUAGUGUGAAUACUAACAUCUCAGCAUUGAAUAUCAAGGGAAAGAAGAUAAAAGAUCUAGAGUGAUAUGAAAGUAAAUGAUUAUAGAGAGCAAUUAAGGACACCAGAUCUAAAGUAGACAAGAUUACUGAAACAGAGGGGAUCAUGGGCACUACUGAAUGCUAUGAUUAGGGUGCAAAAAAUAGCCAAGUAAUCAUCUAUCCAUUAGUAGAAUUUCAAAAACAAAUUAUCCUUUAAGAUCUACCUAAAAGCAUUUAUUUAGAGUCUCUUUAGCAGCUAUUGAAUUCUGACAAAUAAAGUAUAAUGAUUAAAGAAGUAUCCUACUGUGCUACUGUGGCACAUAUUAUCUUUUUUUCCACAAGAUUAGAGUGUAAAUAGGUAUCACUUUGAUAUAUAAAUAACAUGUUCUGUUUCUCUAAGUGUAGGAAGAAUCAGCAAUAGCCAACAUUAUUUGAGAAGCAAAUUCUUUCAAAUGUAUUUAAAAUAAAUGAGAAUGGUCUAA